CGAUUUUGGAUGACACAUUCGCGUUGGUGUAGGGCCAAACAACGAAAUCUGCGAUUCAGCGACCCUUGAUGUCAACGGAGGAGUGACUCAUUUUUGAGUUGUCGUGCUUUUCCCGAGUUGUUGUGACCAUUAUUUGUGUUGCCCGUGCUGUGAGCGGACGCAGUUCCUUUUUUAAAGCUUCUGUUGCUUUCAACACACCUCCAAGAUGAGUUUUCUGAGCAAAGUUUUCGGGGGCAAGAAGGAAAACAAAGCCCCCACAACGGGUGAAGCAAUUCAACAAUUGAGGGAAACGGAGGAAAUGCUUAUCAAAAAGCAGGAAUUCCUCGAAAAGAAAAUCGAGCAAGAAAUCGCGACAGCUAAGAAAAAUGGACAGAAAAACAAGAGAGCUGCUCUGCAAGCCCUCAAGAGGAAGCAGCGGUACACAAAGCAGCUGCAACAGAUUGACGGCACAUUAUCAACAAUAGAAAUGCAGAGAGAAGCCCUCGAGGGUGCUAAUACCAAUACGGCUGUUCUCACUACAAUGAAGGGUGCCGCCGAUGCUCUCAAGGCUGCUCACAAACACAUGGAUGUGGAUGAUGUCCACGACAUGAUGGAUGACAUUGCUGAGCAGCAAGAUGUUGCAAGGGAAAUAUCUGAUGCCAUUUCUAAUCCAGUCGCCUUCGGACAUGACAUUGAUGAGGAUGAACUAGAAAGGGAGUUAGAAGAAUUAGAACAGGAAGAGUUAGAUAAGGAAUUAUUGGACAUUGGACCAACUGCAGACGAACUGCCCGAAGCACCUAAGACCGAACUACCUAAGGUUCCUGCGUCAACCUCCAAAGCUAAGUCCAAAAAAGAAGAGGAAGAUGAGGACAUUCUUCGUGAAAUGCAAUCAUGGGCUUCAUAAAUUACGGCAUAUUUUAUCUGUUUUGCCAUUUUAAGUGUUUUAAAUGGGGUUUAGCUUUUGAAAACACAACUAUGCUUCAAAUAUUUUUUCAAAAUGACCGUUCAAAAAAGGUACAAUAAAUUACAAUUUGUGUAUAUGCUAAGAAAAGUUGCUUCUCCCCUCAAGAUUUUGAGGUGGCCAAGUUAUUUUUUGAAAUGUCAUUGAAAUGUCAAAGUGGUGUUAAUUGUAUAUAGUUGUGACUACACCAUCUUGUGCUGAGUAGUAGCUAGUCUCCUGGAUCUACACAUACUACAGUGGGAGUGGUGAAAUGAAGUGUGUAUUUUAUCAAAGUGAACUGAUUUUUCGUUCCAGAAGCAGUAGAAUCAGGCACCAAAAUGUUAAUGUAUCUAAGUUUUGGAGUACAGCUCCAAGUAGGCUAUGAUAACACUGUAUUUUUCAAUGGCUUGAAAUUUGUUUUGUCCUUGAAAUAGCUGCUGUUGAGAACUGGCUCACUGGUGCGUACGUCAAUGUUUCCUUAAAUCUUUUCUGCCCGGACAGUGGCCAGCUCUCUAUUACUCUCUCUCACAUGACUCCUCCAUCCAUCCUCAUGACUCUUACAAAAUUUGUGGUGCUUCUGAACUGUUCACAAUCUUAUUGCCAUUUGAUUAUAUGCAUUCAAAAUGUUAUUUCUGCUUUCAUAUGUUGCCUUCUUGAGAAAGUUGCCUGUUGAAUUAAUUUUCCUUGGUUACUGUGCAAUGAAGUUAAACUUGUGUUGAUCAAUGCGAGAUAACAAUGUAGUGUCACUAAAAUAAUUUAUGAUGCCUUCAUAGACUUGUGUGAGUGAGGGUAUGACACUUCAAUGUAAUUCACUGUACUAUGCUUACAAGAUGCCUUUGUUGUAACUUCAAUGCAACUGUUUAAUUUCAUGGCUUAUAAUGAAGGAUUUGCUUCUACUGUUGAUUCUUGCCUUUCUGGAGGAAGUUUGCUCUGAAAGUUUUUGUGUUCAAUAGCUCAAAAAGCCAUAUGUUUAGUAAAUAGUGCUUUUUGCGCUAUGAAAAAUUGGAGAAAAGGGCUCUUUUUAAAGACAGUCGGAUUUUGUUAACUUUUCAAUCUGUUGCAGUUUUGUGAAGCAGUAAAUGGUUGAAGUAGCAGCUUUUCCUUAUUUUCCCCUUCUGUUUUUAAAUGUCAUGAUCUCUUUGCCGGAUUUAUUUUUCUAUGGGAUGAUUGUUUCUACCUUGACUGCCCAGCAUCAUAGAAUCAAUUUAUGAUCGGAAAGCAGAACCGAAAUGAGCAAAGGAAAAUGAGCCUGUGAUUUAGCACUUUGAAAUUUGUAAAUUAACUCUAAUCUAUGAAAAUCUUUUGUGUCUACUAUUUUUGACAGCAUGGAAAGUUGGCAUUAAUGGUUGAUACAAUUCUGUUGUGUUGUUAUUCUGACAGUUAGCAUGCGGUCAUUAUUUAAAUUUUUUGAAUGGCUGUCUACUACUUGUUUUUGUGAAAAAUUAAUCAAGUCCCAUGGUCUGCUAAGCACUUCUAAAUAUUAUCCUUUUCAAGGUAAAAACAUGCUUUAACAAGCAUUCUUGAAAGCAGUUACAGCAGGAAAAGAAUCAAUGAAUGGGUUGUUAUGUAUCUAAUUGUUUAAUUUUUGAUUUUGCUUUUCUUGAUCUGUUUUUCUGACCUUCUGUUGUCUGUGAUUACUUCCUUAUUUGAUAAUAAUAAGUUUAGUGGUAAUACCCAUCCUAAUCUAGCUAAGUUGAAGCUUUUUGACAUGAAACUUUUUGCACAUACUGUAAAUUAUGACACAGUUCUUGUAAAUGUGUUGUUUAUUCUAACAAUUGUGAAAAUACAUAACAAAAAAGCACCAUCGUU
Thrips palmi is the source of this 2728-nucleotide messenger RNA. It is a transcript of the gene shrb, whose product is annotated as charged multivesicular body protein 4b. Gene Ontology annotation, cellular component: multivesicular body; ESCRT III complex; cytoplasmic side of plasma membrane. The transcript has 5 exons. Lineage: Eukaryota; Metazoa; Arthropoda; Insecta; Thysanoptera; Thripidae. The record is from RefSeq and is a predicted model, not a curated record. Bases 206 to 883 code for a protein of 225 amino acids. Gene Ontology annotation, biological process: late endosome to vacuole transport via multivesicular body sorting pathway; vesicle budding from membrane.